Rodentolepis nana is the source of this 1002-nucleotide messenger RNA. The record is from the annotation of a GenBank genome assembly. Lineage: Eukaryota; Metazoa; Platyhelminthes; Cestoda; Cyclophyllidea; Hymenolepididae.
AUGCCGGGGAGUACCUCGUUGGGUCUUUUUGGUCAAGUUGUGAUUGGUCCCCCGGGAAGUGGCAAAUCAACCUAUUGUGCCGCUAUGCAAGAAUUCCUCACGGAACUGGGUCGACAAGUGGUAGUCGUAAACCUCGAUCCAGCUAAUGAGGACUUGCCUUACACUUGUGAAGUAGAUCUUCGUGAGCUGAUCACAUUGGACGAUGUAAUGGAAUCUCUGCAGCUGGGUCCUAAUGGUGGUCUUCUCUACUGCAUAGAAUACCUCUACACUAAUCGGCAGUGGCUUGCUGAUCGUCUUCGUGCCUUUAGCAAACAGUCAGCUAAAACCUACCUCAUAUUUGACUGUCCUGGGCAGGUCGAACUAUACUGCAACAAUUCGUUCUUUAGAAGGCUUCUCUCAUACCUUACAUUCUCUCCUUCACCUCCGUCAAGUAACAAUGCUUCCAUUCCCCCUCCCCCUGCCACCUCUCCCGAUAUUGAGGGUAUCGGUUUGCGAUUAACUGCUGUGCAUCUGGUUGAUUCCCACUACUGUACUGAUGCAGGCAAAUUUAUCUCAGUUCUACUCACGUCUCUGGUUGCAAUGCUUCAACUCUCCCUACCGCAUGUCAAUGUUCUCAGUAAAAUUGACCUAAUUGAAAUGUACGGUAAACUGCCCUUCAAUUUGGACUUCUUCACUGAGGUUCUUAAUCUCUCGCACCUUGUGGAACGACUUGAGGAUGAUCCAUUUUUCGCCAAAUACAAAAAGAUGAACAAGGUACUUGCAGAAAUUGUACAGGACAGCUCUCUCAUCACAUUUCAGGUUUUGGACGCUAGAGAAAGGACACUGUUACAACGGGUAAUGCAAUGUGCAGACAAGGCAAACGGGUACGUAUUCGGUAAUGACGAACAGCAUUCUAUACAGGCGAUGAUGUCUUGUGCUGCCGGUGCAGAAUUCACCAAUGAUCUUGUUUGUAUGGCGCAAGAGCGCUAUACUUCGAGAGCUAAAAGCGGCCAAAAGGAUUAA